Hibiscus syriacus is the source of this 1428-nucleotide messenger RNA. RefSeq names its product disease resistance protein RPH8A-like. Bases 1 to 1428 code for a protein of 475 amino acids. Lineage: Eukaryota; Viridiplantae; Streptophyta; Magnoliopsida; Malvales; Malvaceae. The transcript has 2 exons. Gene Ontology annotation, biological process: defense response to other organism. The record is from RefSeq and is a predicted model, not a curated record.
AUGGUGGAGAAGUCACAAAAGAUGUGGCGGAACGAUUUAAUGGAACUUGCAGAAAGAUGCAUGAUUCAAGUACGGAAAAGAGACAUUACAACCUUUAAAAUCAAAAGAAUUCAUAAGCAUGAUCUAAUGAGAGAUCUAUGUUUGUCAAAGGCUAAACAAGAAAGUUUUGUGUUCAUUGUUGAUCAAUCAAAUGCAUCUUCAUCAUCCAUGAUCCGAAAGGUUCGUAGAGCUUCUUCACAAAAGUCUCUCCGGAUACAAUGCAUUAAAAGUCCAAAUCUUCUGUCACUUUUGUUCUUUAAUGGCUUCAGUCCGGAUGAAGAAACUGAAAAACUUUUCCCCAAUAUACUGUUGAACUACAUAGAUAACCAUGAAGAUAAUUUGAAUAAACUGAGAUUGAUUUUCGAGAGUUUGUUGGUUUGUGAUACUGUACCUGUGGCUGUUGGUGUUCUGUUUUCUAAAGCUCAGGGAGCUUGGCGAUACAUGUGCAACAAUUUCAAAUUGCUAAGAGUCCUAAAUUAUAAAAGAAGACUUGAUAAUGAAGUUAUUGCAGGACGCAAGUUACCCAAUGAUAUAGGUAAUCUCAUCCAUUUAAGAUUCUUGAGUCUAAGGGGUAUUGUGUUCUGGUGGAGGAAGUUGCCAUCAUCUUUGGGCAACUUAAGGUGCUUGCUGACCUUGGAUUUAAGACUUGGUAAUAAAGACUCUCAAUCUAUCCAUGUACCUAAUGUGAUAUGGAAGAUGAAGAAACUAAGACAUUUAUAUCUCCCUCUUAAAUAUAAUAGUAAAACAAAGUUGAAGUUGGGUACUUUGAGAAACCUGCAAACACUUGUGAACUUCAACACCAAGAGUUGUUAUCUAAAGGAUCUUAUGAACGUGACAAAUCUUAGAGAGUUGGCGAUUAAAGGCCCAUUCGAGAUCGAAGAUUUUAACGUGGAGGAACUUGAGAAGAAUCCACCUGUCAUUGAAGGCAAAUACCUCUAUUCCUUGUCUAUUAUCGAUCGUGGUGGACGAAUAGACAUGAGACAAUUGAAUCACCUCCUUUCAAGCUGCAUUAGUCUCUGUAAGUUGUGUUUAGAUGUGAAAAUAAAUGAGCUACCAAAGUACAACCACUUGUCUUCGAAUCUUGCUUACAUAAAGUUGAGCUAUUAUAAGGUUGACGAUGAUCCGAUGCCAACACUGGAAAAGCUACCUAACUUAAGGAUUCUUAAAUUGCUUAAUGUAGCUUUAAGAGCAAACAAAAUAGUUUACUCCGCACAAGGGCUGAAGAUACUUCUAGAUGGAUUGAGGUUCAUUGCAACCCUCCAAGAGCUGAAGUUUAAAGACGUGCUAAAGGAACUCAAAGAUAAAGUAGAUGAAGGAGGAGAGGACUUUUACAAGUUCCAGUAUAUUCCUUCUAUCAAAUUCCAAGGUGAAUGUGUUAUCCCAAGCUAA